Messenger RNA from Glycine soja, 902 nucleotides. RefSeq names its product ribonuclease S-2-like. The record is from RefSeq and is a predicted model, not a curated record. Bases 61 to 756 code for a protein of 231 amino acids. NCBI's taxonomy places the organism in Eukaryota, Viridiplantae, Streptophyta, Magnoliopsida, Fabales, Fabaceae. Gene Ontology annotation, cellular component: extracellular region. Gene Ontology annotation, biological process: RNA catabolic process. Gene Ontology annotation, molecular function: RNA binding; ribonuclease T2 activity. The transcript has 3 exons.
GUCUUCAACCACAACCCAAAAACUACUGAAAUUCCCAAAGGCAAAAAACAAAAAUACAAGAUGAAGAGCAAGUUCCUUUUUGUUUUCCUAUUCUUGGGAAUUCUUAACUGUGAAGCACAAUAUUUCAAUGCCAACCCAUACGACUAUUUACAACUAGCCUUAAGGUGGCCUAAUUCCUAUUGCUUGACACAUGAAGGUGGUUGCAGGGAAAUAGUACCACAAUAUUUCACUAUUAGCUACCUUCAUCCCAUGAGAAGAGGAGGCCCUGAUCUGCGAAAUUGCCCCUCACCAUUUAAUAUGCCAAAUAGCACUAUGGAGACAAACAAGAAUGACCUACUCAAAUACUGGCCUGAUCUGAGAACUGAUAAUUUUAUUGAGAGCAAGUCAUUAUGGAGGGACCAAUGGAGAAUGUUUGGUUCAUGCUAUAGUAUGAUGCCAGAUGACUAUAUUGUUUAUGCACUCAACAGUAGAAAGAGAAAUGACCUCAAGAAAAUCUUGACAAAUGCAGGUAUUGUUGCAAGUGGAAAUCCAUAUCCAACACGUAGGAUACUACAAGCUUUCAGGAAAGCUUUAGGUGUGAAUGUUGACAUAGUUUGUGAGCCAGAUAGAAGUGGAAAUGUUUAUCUUGCAGAGGUCCAUCAAUGUGUUGAUGCUGCUGGAACAACAUCUAUAGACUGUGACAAUAAGGCAAGAGGAUGUGAUGAUGACCCCAUCUUUCCCUACAUGGGAUUCCAACCGGAUAAAGAUCCCAAUUAAGUAAUAACACCAUGCAAUCAUGCAAAAUCUCCUUAUUGUAUUACCCCUAUAACAACUAUGUAUUCAAAAUAAGGGGUUUUAAGUGUAUGCUAAGGAAAUAAUUAAUAAAAUAUUUGAAUAAAAUUCAGAAAAGAUUUGCCCAAAAA